Molecule: messenger RNA, 5966 nt
Organism: Saccostrea echinata
Lineage: Eukaryota; Metazoa; Mollusca; Bivalvia; Ostreida; Ostreidae
Product: DNA mismatch repair protein Mlh3-like
Exons: 15
Coding region: 28-5340 (1770 amino acids)
Biological process (GO): mismatch repair
Cellular component (GO): mismatch repair complex
Molecular function (GO): ATP-dependent DNA damage sensor activity; ATP hydrolysis activity; ATP binding
Source: RefSeq, a predicted model, not a curated record
AGCGUGGUAAUUGGUGUUGUGUACACAAUGGAUGUUAAAAGAGCACUACAACCUCUGUCACCCGACCUGCAGUCCCUCCUUAGGACAGGUGUGGCGUUAACUAGCAUGGUACAGUGUAUGGAGGAGCUUGUCCUAAACUCAAUAGAUGCAGGUGCAACAUGCAUUGCUGUGAGGGUGGACAUGUCACGAUUCAAGGUUCAGGUGUUUGACAAUGGACAUGGAAUACAGAAGAAUGACUUAGAAACAGUGGCAGAGAGGUAUUACACAAGUAAGUGCCAUACAGUCAGUGACCUGGACAACUUGUGUUACUUUGGAUACCGUGGAGAGGCAGUGGCAAGUCUGAGAGAAAUAUCAGCUGUGUUAGAGAUUGUCUCAAGAACCAAAGUUUCCCAAGUAUCCUACUGCAAGUUAUUCCAAAAUGGAAGCCCAUUGCCUGUAAUAGAAUCCACAGUGCCUCGCCCUAGUGUGGGAACAACUAUAACAGCUCAUGACUUGUUUUACAACCUUCCUGUCAGACAGAAACAUAUAAACCAGAAUCUGGAAUUGGAAAAGAUCAGGCAAAAGUUGGAGGCCAUUGCUCUAGUUCAGUCCAGUAUCUCUCUCAGCUUGAGAAAUGACUGUACAGGACAAGUUAUUCUACAGACUCGCAAGACUAAUUCCUUGCUGAACACAUUCACCCGUUUGUUUGGGGCUGCAAAAUCAAGGUGUCUUUGUGAAUUGAAAGCUGAGAAUGAGUAUUUUAAGAUUCAUGCUUAUUUUGGCAAAGAAGGUAGUUCAAGGAAAGACCAUCAGUUUGUCUAUGUGAACAAACGAGUGGUCUUAAAGACAGAUGUCAGCAAGUUGGUCAGUAAUUUAAUGGGCAAGUCUCUCAUUGUGAAAACCAAGACUCCCUAUGCCAAAGCCUUACUUGAAGAUAGCCCUACAAAACAUGUUGACAGAUAUCCAAUAUUUGUUAUCCUCAUUGAAUGCGGUCUCACGGAAUAUGACAUUACAUUUGAACCAGCCAAGACCCUUGUUCAGUUCAAGCAUUGGGAAUCCUUAAGAGAAAGUAUAGAGAAACUUGUCCAGUCAUUUCUUGUGAAAGAAAACUUAAAUCUAGCCAAGGACCCUGUAAGUCCAAAGGAUAACUCAAGUGAGAAAGAAGUGUUUGAAGAAUCACCAGACAUAUCUUUGGUCGAUACUAGUGAUAUAGAUAGAGAUAUUCACACAAAUAAAAUUCAUGCUGGAAUGUCAUCCAAGCUGGUAAGAAGAAAAAAAGAUUUUUAUCAUGAAGAGAACAUUGGGAUUAAUAGUAACUCUUCCUCUAUGGAUACUCAUGAAGAUAAUGAUGAUGCUUCCAUUUCUUUUACAAACCAUAAAGGUGAUUCCGUUGAGGAGGAUGUUGAAGCAUCUCAGGCUGUCUCUUUGCAAACUAAUACUCAAGGAUGUUCUGGUGUUGAAAAUUCCAUUGUAGAUGUUGAGGAAGGGAAAUGCUUAGUGACCUCUGAAAUUGAAAAUGGUGAUAAGUAUGAAAAAGCUGAAGCACAAUGUGAUAAGAAUGGACAAAAUGGUGUAGUUGUGAAUUUUAAAACACCUUCAAAUAUCAAUGCAGAGAGAAAGGAUCCUCCUAGAAUUCAUCCAAGAAAAGUGCCAGAGAGUCAAUUAGAAGAUGAUUUAGAAGAUAACUCACAAGAUUUUGAUGAGGAAGAUCCUUUUCAAUUUAAGAUGACUGAUUCCGUUGCUGAAGGUGAAGUCCCUGAUACUAACACAAGGAAAAAUUAUAUUUGUAUAUCAACUCCACAUAUCAGUCCAGGUGGAAACUCCACACUGUCAGCAUUCAGGAAAAGUCUUCUCAGUUCAAGGAAUGGUGGAAGUGGAAGAAUAGAAAAAAUGUCCUUGACAGAAAAACUAAGACAAAGAAAGAGCAAGGAAAAAAGCUCUGCAAGAAAACCUCAUGAAAAAAAUGUGAGACAUUCUAGCGUAACAGGCAUCUCUGAUCAUGUUCCUGAAAAAAACUGUUCAUCAAGGACCAGGACUUCUCUUUCAUCCUUUAGAAAAUAUUUACCUCAGAACCAGUCAUCAACAGUGCAUGACACUUCUGUGUCAGAUCCUACAAAAGAUACCAGUUGUAUUAAUCAUCAACAUACUGGAGACAAGCACACAGAGACAGUCCAUAUCAACAUCUCAAAGAAUGAUAACAAAAAAGCUCAAUACCAGGAAAAUGCAAGACAAAGGCACUGUCUUGGAUCAUCUGUUGAAAAACAGGAAAGUAGCUGGGAAAAUCAGAAAAGUGCCAUCAGCACUGCAUGUCACUGUUAUGACAGUGAUAUGGAAAAAUGUGAGACACAUGCAAAUGGAAAUAUGCUUUACAGCACUACAGGCAAGUCAUUGUGCUCAAAUAAUGUUGAUCUCUGUGGUGACGGCAGUGCUAUUAAUCCCAGUCAAAGAAUGGUAGAAGAUGUUCAUAUGUUGAUUCCAAUAUCACAGUCUGAUCUCAUAUUCAGUGGUAAUGAGACAACUGGAGGCUUAGAUGUACACACAAGGACAUCUGGAGGCUUAGAUGUACAUACAAGGAAAAGAUUAAAUACUGACAUGGCAAAAACAACAGCAUCGAAAAUGUCCAGAAUGAUUCAAAAUAGUGUAGUGUUCGAUUCAGUAAAGUGUGCAAACAAUGGCAUUUCUUUAGAUAGACUUGAUUCUAGUCAGCCAAAGGAUAAGUGUUUCUCCAUGUACUCUGAUCUGGAGGACUUGACUAUACCUGUUUCUUUGCAAAAGGGAUUUCAGUUAAAAAAUGAUGGUGGACCAUCUGCUGAGAAAGAACACAGCAAAAGUGGCGAGGAAGGGAAACUAGUUUCUACUUCUUGCUUGUCGCAGAUAAUUCCAGAUUCCUGUGAAACACAAACAGAAAAAGAAAGAGAUUUUGAACAUGCAUCCAAAAAUUGUAAACCUAGAAAUGAGUUUGAAGACUUUGAAAUUUGGCCUCCAAGAAACAAUUUAUUGAAAUCAUCACACAACCAAGGUGUGUCUGAUGAGAAAAAAGAAGAGUCAUUCUCACAGUUGCAAUCUAAUUCUAAUAUUCACUUGAAGGAUCCAUUUAUUAUGGAUAUUAAUGAUUAUCAGGAACGUAUUCAAAAUAGUUCAGAGAAAGCAUCAAAAGAUUCACACUGUUUAUUUGAUGUUACACAUAAAACUGAAAAUGCUCCAGUUAAAAACAUGUUGGAUUUAGAGUGCAAUCUAUUUUGUGAUGAAACGCUUGCAGACCUAGAGACUUCAACAAGGAGGGUGAAGGAUAACAGAGAGCUUACACAGCAUGAACCAGAAAUGGAACAUUUCUGGCAUUUUGAUGAUUCUCAAGAAUUUAUUCCUACAAACUUGACAUUUGAUUCAGAUUUUUCAAAAGAAAUUCAGGAACCUAGUAGGAGAAAAUUAAAUCUCUCAUUAGUGGAUUCCAUAGGAUUUAGUUUCUCUUCAGUUAGUGGCAACAGAAGUGGAGAAAAUACUCCAAACACUCCUAACUCUGAACUUACCAUUCCAAAAUUUGAACAAAGAACUUGCUGUUCCCCCACAGGAUCAGAAGGAUUUUCUCCUAAUCUAAAUCCAGAUGAAGAACUUAUUUCAACUGAAUCCACUUCAUCUAGGGAUUAUCCAAAGACAGAGGAUGAAGGAAUUGAACAGAAACACAUCCAUUCUGAAAGCCAGGAGAGUUUUACUCUGUCCAGGGUCUUGGGAGAAGAGACUGAAAAAACAGAAAACUGUGAUGAAUCUCAAUGCAGCUUUGAAAGUGAAGAGUUUUCCAAGUGGUUUUCACUAGGAUCAAACUGUUCUUCAUGUGAGGAAAAUUCUAGAGCACAAAGUGAUGAUUUUGUGAGUGUACCAAAUGCCUCUUUGUCACAAACACAGUGUGUCGAGAAUUCUUCUUUACUCCAGCAGCAAAAUGUGAAUGAAAACUGUGACACAGAUCUGCAAGAGAAAGAUAAUGUGACUCGACAGAGUGAGUACAGUGUUACUGUAAACAAUAAUGAAAAGAAUUUGGAAUCCAAAGAUGAAGAGAAAUCAAAUGAUAAGUCUGGUGAGAAUUUAUCAUCAGCAGCACAUGGUUCUCUGUGUCCUUCUGAAUGUGUUGACACAAGUCCUUGGUCAGAAGUAGCAGAUGGUGAUCUCUUGAACAUAGAUCUGGGCAAUGAGAAACUUACAGGAGCUGAAUUGCAAAAGACUUGGAUCAAAAUAACAGAUCAGAAGACAGGUAAGGAUAUUUUUGUAAACCAAAAUACAGGUAACACAGUUACAGAUGAAAAUCUGAUUCCAGAUGAAGACAAGCAAGAUGACAGGAGUGAAGAGACAGAGCAGGCAUCACAGUGCAGAAGACCAGUGAAAAAGGUGACUGCCAGCAGUCCCUCCACAGCUUCAUCGAUCAGGACCAUGAUUGAGGAACACUUUGAUGCUGAUGAUGAGAUGUUGUCAAUCAAGUGGAAAGAUAAAGGACUAAUGGAAAGCUUCAAAGGGAGAAGUGUUGCAGACCUGUUCAAGGAAUGGGAAAACCCAGUGUUUCCUAGACCAGAUCUGGAGGUACUAAAUGCUGAGACACAAAAGGAAAGAACGUACGGAGCCAGCAAGGCCCAGAGGUCACUCAAUCCGUGUACAUUUACAAAGGACAUGCUAAAAGAUGUAGAGGUAUUGGGUCAAAUGGAUAACAAGUUCAUCAUCUGUGUUCUGAAAACAGAAAAUCAGUUUAAAGGGUCUGGAUUAUUAGUGGUGUUUGAUCAACAUGCUGCCCACGAGAGAGUUAGACUAGAACAACUUACUAAAGAUUGCUAUGAAAGUGAUGAAGGGAGACAAUUCAAGUCUUGUCUCUUGAGUUCUGAGGAGGAACUUAAAUUGACUGAGGAGGAUGUUAGAGUCAUGGAGGCCUUUAGAGGGGAAUUCCAAAGAAUUGGAAUUUGUUUCUCCAAAAGCAAGCUCUCCAGACAUUCAGUAUUGAUAAAGGAAAUUCCAUCUUGUAUCACGAAAAAAGAAGAAAAACAGAGAGAAGGCAUUGUCAUCUUAAAUAUUCUCAAGAAUACCAUCACAGAACAUGUACAGUUUUUAAAGUCAACUAAAGGUGCCAAAGAUCACAUGCCAUUGACAAUUCAUAAACUGCUAUGUGGUUUGGCUUGCAGAGGGGCUAUCAAGUUCGGUGACCCUCUUUCUAAGGAGGAAUGUAUGAACCUUUUAGUGUCCUUAGCCCAGUGCCACCUCCCAUUCCAGUGUGCUCAUGGUCGUCCAUCUGUCAUGCCGCUGAUUUCAACAGACAAACUCAUCAAUAAAUAUACUCCCAGAAAACCUAACCUGUGGAAAAUAGCAAAGAAAGUGCAGCACAAGUAACUUAAUUAAGAUAUUAAUAUUUGCAAGUUUGAUAUUAGAAACUUGUUUUAUGUUACAUAUUGUGUUUGGGAAGUCAGUUUCUGUAUAUUUCUCAACCUUACAUAUGCUUGAAAUAGUACCUUUUGUUAUAACAUGGCAAUAGAAAUAUGAGGAGUAGACUUGUCCAGAAGAAAAGGAAAGCAGUGUGUAGUCUUGAUUGUGCAGGGUUUUUUUUGUGUGUGUGAAUGUGUGUGCGAAACAGUAGUAUUGAAACAGGGGUAUUGAAGUACUUUAAGCUCAGUAACAACUUGGCAUAAAUUUUAUUACAAAGAUGACCACUUAAUCAUCUUAAAGGUGACUUGCGGCUGAAUUCAUAGUACAUUGUUACCCCGGUAAAUGUUUUUUACUAGAUGCACUGCAGUUGUGUCCCUUUAAGGCAGUCAACAUUUUCUUGCUUAUGUAUAGGCAUUCCCAUCUUUUAGACAGAGGUAUUUUGGUCUGUCUGUCCUUUUGUUUGUCUCUCCACCCAUCUGUGGACAAUUCAUUUCUUCACACUUUCAUUUGGAUAGAGGUGGAUAGAGGUAGGAAAUUUAGAUUUGCCAUUUGAUCUUAUAAUGAUGAAGUAUGUACAUUAAAAAUUCAAGUUU